GACAGGUUCGGCGCCGUCGCCAUGUUCGCCACCAACACACUAUUUUGUUGCAGUGUGGUCUGUUGAUACUGUUAAUAGUGAUCAUCAAGUUUUGAAGGAUAUUAUAAUGAAUUCAAGUCGAUAUAAAAGCACGGAAGCAGUGCCGAUUGCAACUGCAGCAAGAAAACAUACCCAAGACUACAAUUAUUGGAGAAGCCUGCAGUUUCCGAUAAUAGUAAAGGAAUACGGGGCUGUUACGAAUGUUGAAUUUCAGCCUACGGAGCCACAUCACUUUGCUGUUACAGCAUCAAGUCGCGUUGAGUUGUACAGUAAGGAAAGCAAUGAAGUUGUAAAAACAUUUUCUCGCUUUCAUAACACAGCUUAUGGCGCGAGUUUUAGAUCGGACGGGAAACUCUUAGUUGCCGGGAACGAGGACACUCAAGUUCGCCUGUUUGACGUCCAAGGAAGAGUUCCCCUGCGUAUUUUUAAAGGCCAUUCUCGUCCUGUGCAUGUAACAAAGUUCUGUAACAACAAGCAGCAAUUAUUUUCGGCUUCUGAUGACAAAACUGUCAGGGUCUGGGACAUUUCUACUGAGCAGACAUUAAAUGAGUUUUGUGGUCACGAGGACUAUGUUAGGUGCGGCUGCAUCAGUACGGCUUCAGAAAAUACGAUUGUUACAGGUGCAUACGAUCACACUGUGCGUAUGUUUGACACUCGUAGCAAUGCAAAUACAAUCACUAUUAACCAUGGAUGUCCUGUAGAAAGUGUAUUGCUCUUCCCAUCUGGAAGCAUUAUAUUAAGUGCUGGUGGUCACUCUAUAAAGGUAUGGGAUGCUUUACAAGGAGGCAAGCUUCUUACCACUGUCAGCAACCAUCACAAAACAAUAACAUGCAUGACAUUUAACCACGAUUGUACUCGCUUACUCUCUGGAAGUUUAGACAGACAUGUGAAAAUAUAUGAUGUUACAAAUUACAAAGUGGUGCACAACAUAGACUAUGCUGGUUCUAUCUUGAGCAUGGCAGUUUCUCCCAAUGAUGAGACCUUGGUUGUGGGAAUGGCUGACAAAAUGUUAUCUAUCCGUCAUAGAAAACAAUGCAAUAAAGAAGAAAUGAAAGAAGAAAACCUUCAUCUGAGCAAGAGAAAGCAAAAGUCGAUGAUGAGAGGUCGCAAUUUUGUUCCGAACAAAGAUGAUAUUGUUGUUCAACAUCACCAGAAGCAACACUUAGCAAAAUACGACCAAUACUUUCGGAAAUUUGAGCACAGCAAAGCACUGGAUGCUGCUUUGGUUGCCCAUGUAUCCACCAACAGCCCUGAAAUAACUGUUGCAGUGCUGCAAGAGCUUAUUCGUCGUGAUACAAUUCGUGCCUCAUUAAGUGGUAGAACCGGCAAUAAACUUGUUGUUCUGCUUAAAUUUCUUUGCAGAAAUAUUUCUAAUGUUAGCUUUGCUCCAACUCUUUUAAAAGUAUGUGAGUUGCUUCUUGAUAGUUGCCUUGAAACGAUUGAAAAUGUCCCAGUUGAAGUCAGUCACUUAUUCAAAAGGCUUCAAAAUAUCAUGCAUUCAGAGUCACUACUUCAAGUGGAGAUGACUAAACUACUUGGCAGUAUGGACCUUAUUUUAAGUUCCAGCAUUAAAAACUGAUCGAUGUGAAAAUUUUAUCAAAGCUGCUCCACAUUAGAAAUCUAAAAAUUUCUGUUUGAACUUUCUUAAACAAAAUGGUAUACAGUGUGUUAAAUGUAACUGUCAUCUACAACAUAUUAUAGAAGAUUGUAUUUUCCGGCCAUCAUAAUUUUAAAUUGUUUCUUAAAAAAUGCUUCUAUACAAAAUAGAUUUGUGUGGAAUAGUUAAUAUUUGUGUUUUGGUUUAAAUUUCAGUUUUCCGAUAUCGUGCUACACUGCCAUAGUGUCAUUGCUAUCUUACUGAAUUCAAUUUAAGUAUACCUGUGUGUUUGAGCAGA
Ciona intestinalis (vase tunicate) is the source of this 1934-nucleotide messenger RNA. Lineage: Eukaryota; Metazoa; Chordata; Ascidiacea; Phlebobranchia; Cionidae. The record is from RefSeq and is a predicted model, not a curated record.